Messenger RNA from Aspergillus steynii IBT 23096, 3564 nucleotides. Its product is annotated as leucine--tRNA ligase CDC60. NCBI's taxonomy places the organism in Eukaryota, Fungi, Ascomycota, Eurotiomycetes, Eurotiales, Aspergillaceae. The record is from RefSeq and is a predicted model, not a curated record. The coding region runs from base 88 to 3465 and encodes 1125 amino acids. Gene Ontology annotation, biological process: leucyl-tRNA aminoacylation. Gene Ontology annotation, molecular function: ATP binding; leucine-tRNA ligase activity; aminoacyl-tRNA deacylase activity. The transcript is spliced from 4 exons.
AUUGAUAUCCCUCUCUUUCCCCUCCAUCUCCGCCUUUACGGCUCUCUAUUUUCGGUUUGCAACCCAGCAGACUAAUUAACGGGAGCUAUGGCUGCCGCUGCCGCAUCCGCAGCUGUGCUCGAUCCGAGCAACAGCUCCAAAAACACCCUCAAACUCGAAAAUACCGAGAAGCGUGACAGCCUCAUCGCCAUCGAGAAGAAGUAUCAGGCGCAAUGGAAGGAGGGCAAGGUUUUCGAGGUCGACGCUCCCUCUCUGUCGGAGGUUCCUGCGGGAUCCAUGACCGCUGCGGAACUCCGUGAGAAGCACCCCAAGUUUUUCGGAACCAUGGCCUACCCGUACAUGAACGGAACUCUGCACGCCGGUCACAGUUUUACCGCCAGUAAGGUCGAAUUCAUGACCGCUGUGGCCCGUAUGGAGGGCAAGCGCGCUCUUUUCCCUCUCGGAUUCCACUGCACCGGUAUGCCCAUCAAGGCCUGCGCCGACAAGCUCGCCGACGAAGUCAAGAAAUUCGGACAGAACUUCGAAGGAUACAAGGAGGAGGGUGAGGAGGAAACUCAAGCCGCUCCUACCCAGGAGGUCAAGGCCGAGCAGCAGGAGAAGUUUUCCGGCAAGAAGAGCAAGGCCGCCGCCAAGACCGUGAAGAUGAAGUACCAGUUCCAGAUCAUGUUGGCCAUCGGUCUUCCUCUGGAAGAGAUCCACAAGUUCGCCAACGCCGACCACUGGCUCCAGCACUUCCCUCCGCUUGCCAUUCGUGAUCUCGACAGCAUGGGCGCCAGAGUCGACUGGCGUAGACAGUUUGUUACCACCGAUGCGAACCCGUACUACGAUGCCUUUGUGCGCUGGCAGAUGAACCGUCUUCACGAACUCGGCAAGAUUCAGUACGGCAACCGUUACACCGUCUACUCCCCCAAGGAUGGACAGCCUUGCAUGGACCACGACCGAACCGAGGGUGAAGGAAUCGGGCCUCAGGAGUACACGGCUAUGAAGCUGAAGGUCAAGGAAUGGGCGCCCAAGGUGGCUGAGCUCGUUAAGGGUAAGAUUGAGGACGACGCUAGUGUCUAUUUCGUCCCUGCUACUCUGCGUCCCGAGACCAUGUACGGACAGACUUGCUGCUUCCUUGGCCCUAAGAUCGAAUACGGUAUCUUCAAGGUGAAGGAGAAGGAGUACUUUGUUGCUACUAAGAGAGCCGCUUGGAACAUGGCCUUCCAGGGCAUCUUCUUCGACAGCGAGCACUUCCCCAAGACUCAGGAUGAGCUGCCUUUGGUCCUUGAGGCCCCUGGAUCUGCCUUCGUUGGCACCCUUGUCAACGCCCCGCUGUCAUUCCACACUGAGGGUGUGCGCAUCCUGCCGAUGGAUGGCGUUUCCGCCAGCAAGGGUACCGGCGUUGUUACCUCUGUGCCCUCUGACAGCCCUGACGACUAUGCUACCUUGCUCGAUCUUGCGAAGAAGUCCGAGUACUAUGGAAUCCAAAAGGAGUGGGCUGAGCUGGAAAUCCACCCUCUUAUUGAUACCCCGACAUACGGAAACCUUACUGCUCCUGCUCUGGUUAAACAGCUCAAGAUCAACUCUCCCAAAGACGUCAACCAGCUCGCCCAGGCCAAGGAAUUGGCUUAUGGUGAAGCAUUCUACAAGGGCACUAUGCUUGUGGGCGAGUUCAAGGGCGAGCCUGUGAGCGCCGUCAAGGAUAAGAUCCGCAAGUCUCUCUACGACAGUGGAGAUGCUUUCGCCUUCGCCGACCCCAUGGGUAAGGUUGUUAGCCGAAGUGGGGAUGACUGCGUCGUUGCCUACCUUGGCCAGUGGUUCUUGAACUACGGCGAGAACGAUGCUAAGUGGCAGAAGGACACUUUGAGCCACGUCGUGAACACUCUCAACACCUACUCGAAUGAGACUAAGAACGGUUUCGAGAAGAACCUUGACUGGCUCAACCGCUGGGCUUGCGCGAGAACGUAUGGUCUCGGAUCUAAGCUGCCAUGGGACCCUCAGUUCCUGGUGGAGAGUCUGAGUGACAGUACCGUCUACAUGGCCUACUACACCAUUGCCCAUCUUCUGCACGGUGAUCGCUACGGUAAGACCACCGGGUCUCUGAAUGUCAAGGCCGAGCAGAUGACCGACGAAGUCUGGGACUACGUCUUCACCCGACGCGAGCUCAGCGACGAGCUGGUGUCGAAGAGCGGUAUCAGCAAGGAGGCGCUGCAGCAGUUGCGGAGAGAGUUUGAGUACUGGUACCCUCUGGAUGUCAGAGUUUCCGGAAAGGAUCUUAUCCAAAACCACCUGACCUUCUUCCUUUACAUUCAUGUGGCUCUCUUCCCGUCCGAGUACUGGCCUCGUGGCGUCCGUGCCAACGGACACUUGCUUCUCAACGGUGACAAGAUGAGUAAGAGCACGGGUAACUUCCUGACUCUCAAGGACUCUGUCGAGAAGUUCGGUGCCGAUGCCACCCGCAUUGCCUUUGCCGAUGCCGGUGACGGUAUUGAGGACGCCAACUUCGAGGAAACCGUUGCUAACAGUAACAUUCUGCGUCUCUUCACCCUCAAGGAAUGGAUUGAGGAAGUUGUCAAGGACGAGUCUCUGCGUACUGGCUCUGCGGAUCUUUUCUGGGAUAAGCUCUUCAACAACGAGCUGAACAACCUGGUUCAUGAAGCUAUCAAGAACUACCAAGACACGAACUUCAAGCUUGCUCUGAAGUCUUCCCUGUAUGACUUGACCGGUGUCCGUGAUGUCUACCGUGAGGCCACCGCCGCCGCAGGUGUCGGAAUGCACCGUGACAUGAUCCUCCGCUAUAUUGAGCUGCAGGCUCUCCUGAUGGCUCCUAUCGCUCCUCACUGGGCCGAAUACCUGUGGCUUGAGGUCCUCAAGAAGCCCGAGACCAUCCACUUCGCUCGCUUCCCCGAAGUCCCCGAGCCUUCCCCGGAACUGCUGGCCGCCUCGAACUAUGUCCGCAGCACCUCCUCCGGCAUCACCUCCGCCGAGGCCAACUUCACCAAGAAGCUGUCCAAGGGUAAGGCCAGCUCCUUCGACCCGCGCAAGCCCAAGAAGAUCACAAUCUUCGCCGCGAAGAAGUACCCCGAGUGGCAGGAGAAGUACAUCGACCUGGUCCGCGAGGCCUUCGACUCCCUCAGCCUCUCCAUCAACGACAAGGAGCUGAACGCCAAGGUCGGCAAGCUGGGUGAGAUGAAGAAGGCCAUGCCUUUCGUCCAGGGCCUGAAGAAGCGCCUGGUCCAGAGUAAGGAGGCCCCGGAUACCGUCUUCGCGCGGAAACUGCCGUUCGACGAGUUCGCCGCCCUCGAGGAGAUGCGGGGCGGUCUGAAGCGGACGACGGGCUGCAAGGAGCUCGAGAUCAUCGCCGUCGAUGAGGGUGGCAAGACCGGUGAGGUGCUGGGCACCGGCGAGAAGAGAGAGGGCCUGCAGGCUGAAAAUGCCGUCCCUGGAAACCCGACCUUCGCUUUUGCCAACAUUGCGGAGUAAAGUCCUUUCCUUUCUAGAAAUACAGAUCUAGAGCGAUUUGGCUUCGGAGAUGUAAAAAAUUAAAUUAGCAUAAAGAAGAAUACGAAGAUGAAGAAAUGC